Messenger RNA from Prorocentrum cordatum, 2151 nucleotides. The record is from the annotation of a GenBank genome assembly. NCBI's taxonomy places the organism in Eukaryota, Dinophyceae, Prorocentrales, Prorocentraceae.
GAGGCGGAGCCGGAGGCACGCCAGGCGCCAGGGGGCGUCGAGGGCGCGGGGCCGCCACGCACGUUCUGCGUGGCUCUGCAGGGGAAGCCGGGGAGCCUGCUCGGCGCCACGCUGGCCGACUGCAGCGGAGACGUGGAUGGCGCUGUCAUCGCACAUGUCUCGCCUGGUGGUCUUCUGCACGAGUGGAAUCGUAAAGCCACUGCGCAUUCCGUGGAGACGGGGGAUACCAUCGUUCGGGUGAACGGUGCCACGGGGUACUGGAGCAUCCUCAGCCAGAUCAAGAAGAUGGGCUCUCUCGACAUCGUCGUGCAGAAGGCGGCGUCGGGGGACGGAUCGCGUGGCCAGGCUUCCUUCGAGCACGAUGUGGUGACGCAGUGCCUGCAGGGCGAUGGGUCCUUGCUGCUCCACCUGCCGCGUCAGGGCGAUGAAGGAUGCUGCCCCGUCGGGUCCGAGACGAGCGUGGUGGCUCUCCCGAUCGUGCGGAGCUCGGGGUGCGGCUCGGAGCAGUGCUCCAUCUGCCUGGAGGCCUUCCAGGCAGAGGAGAACCUCGUGCAGCUGCCCUGCCGCCACGAGUAUAUCGGCGAGCGGGCGGGCUCGCUGCGCCAGGCGAUGGAUGCGCUGUACCACAAGAACGAGCUGGCCCAGGAGUGGCUCCUGAGGAUGGCCCUCGCUGCCAUGGGCACGGGCCAGAAGUGCUUCCCGCCCGCGAAGAGAGGCAAGUUGCGCGCCUUCUUGAAGGGCACUGGCAAGAAGAAGGCUGUCAUGAAGCGCACCGCAGCGAUGAAGAUGAAGAGGGGAGAUGCCCCCAAGACUCGCGCCCCGAAGAGCGUGCCAUACGUGCGCCACGGAGCCUUGACGACAAAGUCGCGGCGAGACCGCGAACAGUGGGCGCGCUGCCUGAAGGACAUCGUGAACCGCCCCCUGAGGACUAUCAUCAACUUGCUCAAGAAGGAUGGCGUCCUGCCCGAAUGGCACGGCGUGGCUUGUCCGUACUGCCAGAGGUCAACGCUCGGCCCUCUCAAGGACUUCGGGGCGAAGGGGGGCGGGUGGGCGCGCAUGUGCAAGGGCAGAGACUGCGAGCGCCGCGUACUGCCCCAUGCCUUCCACCCUAUCUUUCGCGUCGGUGCUGGGAAGUCCCAUGCUGGGCUUGGUGACCAGGCUGCGAUCUUGUUCUGCGCUGUAUCUGGGUGCACGCAGACGACAGUUCGCUACCUGCUGAAAAAGAACCACAAGUUGGCGGAAUCCAUAUACAAGUCUCUGUACGAUGCCAGAGCCAAUUACGUGCGGCAGGAAGAGAAGAAGAUCCGCUUCGGCGAGGAUGUCGAGUGGCCCGACGUCGAGGCGGACGAGGUCGACGUUGCCAAGGGCGAGGACCCAGACGCCACCUCGCGCACCAAGAAGCCAGUGGCGUGGGAGCAGUGGGGCGGGAUUGUCCAGCGCGGAGACCCUAAGUCGCUCGUCCUCUUCAGGCUUCGCCCAGAGAAAACAGUGCGGGGGGCGCCAGGCCCAGGCCCGAUCCGCAAGCGCGACUGGGCCCCGCUGGCCAAGAAGUGGCUCAAGCAACGCAAAGUCAUACUCCACACAGACGGCGCCCGCUCCUACAAGCUGCGCGUUGACGGCGUGGUCCACGGCUGGGUCGUCCACAUGAAGAAGCGCGUGAAGACCGCUGGUGUUUGUGUUUGGGUGGGUGGGUGGAGGAGGGGAAGGUGGCCGUCCCUCGCCGACGCCGAUUGCGGCGGUGCCCUUUUCUGCCGCAGAGUCAAUUGGCUCGACCACUUGACCAGAGGUACGAUGUGGGCAUUGUCAGAGUCGGCGCAGGCAAAGGACAGUCGGCCCCUUUGCCGCUCCUCGCAGGUGAACGGCAAGUACGUGUGGGUCAAGCCAGCCUUCACGAAGGUCAGGUAUCACGACAUUGCAGACAAUGAAUGCUCCAACAAGAAGAAGCGCAUCUGGGUGAAGUGCGGGACCCAGAUCAUUGACCGCGUCUGGGGCGGGUUGAUGCGCCACCUUGGCCCCAGCCGCGGGGUGAACUCCCGCGCGCUGGCAAACAAGGUGAGGUCCUUCCAGUGGUGCUACUGGAACAAGGGCGAGGACCUGUGGGCGCAGACGGGCAAUAUGCUUACCGCUCUGUUCCAGCAGCAGCACGAGUGA